Molecule: messenger RNA, 1103 nt
Organism: Elaeis guineensis (African oil palm)
Lineage: Eukaryota; Viridiplantae; Streptophyta; Magnoliopsida; Arecales; Arecaceae
Biological process (GO): maturation of SSU-rRNA from tricistronic rRNA transcript (SSU-rRNA, 5.8S rRNA, LSU-rRNA)
Cellular component (GO): nucleolus
Source: RefSeq, a predicted model, not a curated record
AUCGCCUUGAGUCGGACUCGAAUAUUUUCAACACAUCGCGAGCCUUACCGACGAGGGUAGAGAGCCUGCCCUCCACCCACCCGAGCUCCUUCCCCUCUCGCCCCGGCCUCUUGCUUCGGUGAUCGGUGCCGGCGGAUCACAUCCGGCGAUUCCAUUCUCCAGCGACUGCGCCGGCGGCAAGCGGCGAGGAAAACAAAGGAGAUGGUGAAAUCAGCUGCUGUAGCCAAAGUUGUAUAUGAUCCUACAAAUUCCUACCGUAGUAAAUCUCAUUCUAGAGCAUCUUCUGGUGAAUGGCACAACUUCAUGUCAUCAAACAUUGCAGAUAUGUAUCAGAAGCCGGUGGCUAGAGAAUCUUCUAAUCAUCUGGAGAGUGAGAAUGAGGAAAUGGAUAUAUCAAAAGUAUUAAAGGAUAUAGAAUACUUGGGUGCCUCUAAUAUGUCCUGGAAGGAGAGGAAAAAGUUGGAGAACCAGAAUGUUGUUGCUUUGGGUGGGAAGCCUCCUAAGAAGCAUAGAACGCCACUUAGUGUGGCAAAACCAGCAAUGAAAAAUCAAAAGCGAAGAGAACAAAAGAAAAUAGAAGAGGGGUUGGUUCUUGGUCGAUUUGCCAAGAAUGCUGCAAAAAGCAAUAAUAAACCACAGAAGCUAAAACCUGAAGACAGAGUGUUGAAGGCAAGUGAAGGCUAUUUCAGGAAAGGUGUGCUUAAUGUGAAUCAUCUGUUGGCGCCGAGUCCACCAAAAGGUGGUGAUAGAUCGCACAUCAAGGUUGGUAAAGGAAAGAAGAAAGGGAAAGGGAAGAAAAAGGGCAAGGGAAAAAGGAGAAGAGGCCGUUAAGUGCUCCCUUUUUUUUGGUUGCCUUUCUUUGGACUGCUUUAUAUGAAAUUUUGGUAUGUAUUGACGCUUACUGCUGAGGAACAUCUCACAAGACUCGAGUUUUCCUCGUUUAAUGUUUUUGAGUAAAAAAGGGUAGUAUUCUUUAGCAUUAAAGUUACUUGAGAUGAUAUUAGUCUAAGAAUCUAUCUCAAAAGUUUCACUUAAAUGUCAUGGCGCUUACCGCAGAGUAUGCAAUAUAGAUAAAUAUAGAAAUACAUCAUUUCAUUCAUGUU